AAACUAGUCGGUCAACCAUUUACUCCUGCCGAUGCCAACCCUCCGAUCAAUCGCACAAAGAAAUCCUGGCCGUCGAAGUCCAUUCUCGGUGGAUAAAUUACGCCUCUGCGUCUCUUUUGUCUUUUAAUUUACGCUCCAGAAAUAAAACGCUGCUCGUGUUCGCAAACGAGAGAGCUGCUGCUGUGAAACCAAGAUUCGUGAUUUCUUCUUCAAAGCUUGAAGAUGCCGCGUUAUGAUGACAGAUAUGCCAACACCCGCCUCUAUGUUGGCCAUCUAGCCCCCCGCACAAGGUCUCGUGAUCUUGAAUAUGUCUUCAGCAAAUAUGGGAGGUUUCUGGGGCUUUUGCCUUACCUGGAGGCCUGUGGUGAGAUGGUUGCCAUGGUGGAAAUUGGUGGAAAUUCUUGCCUAGGGGACUUUGGCGAUUCUUUCUAUUAUGUUAUUGCAGUCCGAGAUGUGGAUAUGAAGCGUGACUAUGCAUUCGUUAUUAUUACCUUAAACUAUAUCGUCUCGUUUGCGGUUUUGUUGUUUUCUUUUACAUCUCUACAGGAAUUUAGUGAUCCACGGGAUGCUGAUGAUGCGAGGUAUCACUUAGAUGGCCGAGAUGUUGAUGGAAGUCGGAUCAUUGUGGAAGUUGCUAAAGGGGUACCUCGAGGCUCCAAGGAAUACCUGGGGAGAGGUCCGCCUCCUGGAUCUGGGCGGUGCUUCAAUUGUGGUAUUGAUGGCCACUGGGCUAGAGAUUGCAAAGCUGGUGAUUGGAAGAAUAAGUGCUACAGAUGUGGGGAGAGGGGCCACAUCGAGAGAAAUUGCAAGAACAGCCCUCAGAAGUUGAAGCGUGGGCGAAGCUACUCAAGGUCCCCAUCACCUCGUCGUGGUGGCAGGAGCCGCAGCCCAAGUUACAGCCGAGGCUGCAGCUACAGCCGAUCGAGGUCUCCAGUGCCUAAGAGAGACCGAAGUGUAGACAACGAGGCCAGGUCAAUGAGCCCGGACCCAAGGAACGAUGGCCCUUCCAAGGGGAGGAAGCGUAGCCCUACUCCUGAAGACCGAAGCCCACGCCCUUCUCCCAAAGCUAGGAAGGUGGAGGAUGAUGACCGAGAGUAUAGUGCCAGUCCAAGGGGCAGGAGCCGGAGCAGGAGUAGGAGCAGGACCCCAGAAAGAGAGAGCCCUAAGAAUGGCAGGUACGAGAGUCCACCGGCCAAUGGCCGAAGUCCAAGCCGUAGCCGCAGCCCUAGUCCAAGGGCGAGGGAUGACAAGAGCCCUGCUGUUGAAGAUGAUUUUGAAAACAACCGUCGCUCGCCUAGAGACAGCGUGUCUCCCUGAAAGUUGAAUGAGAUAGAGCGGCUAAUAGUCCCUGAAGCUACACUCCCCGGUCUUAAAUUUAAAUGUUCAGUAUUUGGAACCUUCAACUAUGGAUUUUCUUUUAUGUUGUGAUGUAGCUUUUGUCAGAAUUCUAUGUCCUACUGUGAGCUGAAUGUAUCCUUUGUUCACCGGAUCCGUAGCUAUUUCCUAUUUGAUAUUUUAAGCUAAGGCGGCAUUGUUGUUGGAUGAAGGAUUUACCAAUGCAAUUCGGCAAAUAUAAUGGAAUUGCAAUGUUGUCGACAGAACUGAAACGUUUCC
Linum tenue is the source of this 1614-nucleotide messenger RNA. NCBI's taxonomy places the organism in Eukaryota, Viridiplantae, Streptophyta, Magnoliopsida, Malpighiales, Linaceae. The record is from the annotation of a GenBank genome assembly.